CAGGAAUACCUACGACGGGAGGUCGUUCAGGACCUUCUUUCUUACGUCAGUUUUCGACAAGGAUGUCACAAAUUGGGUCUAGGAAGAUAAGAAGGUCGGCCUUGACUUGCGGCUCUUUCAAGGCUACGGAAGCGUUUGACGUGCGCGGGGAUGGCACCGAGCUUCGCAUGAUGACUGCGGAACAGUUCCUCAGUAGAACGAACGGCUACCUCGUCACUGGCUGCCUUCCUGUCGUUAAAAGUUCCUUGGAGCUCACCAAACCCUUGGUGAAAUUCAGCAGCCCGGCGGACCAACUGCCAGGCGUUGUUAAGGAGUACAGGGAAGCCUUCUCGAGGCUGCCUUUGGACCAGCAAGCCGACUGCGCUUUCGUGCCCUUUGUCACGAGCUCGAGGAAAUCGCGACAGAUGCCAUCCGCGCCGGUUGGGAAGAGGAAACAGUUGGCUGCUUGUCCAGCUCCGCCUUUGCCAGCCGCGUCGCCCUCGCCCUUGCCCACGGUGAGGGGAGGUCACGAUAUCGCUCAAUGUCCCAGCGAGGAAGAUGGGGGAAGCUGCGGUCCACGUGAAGACGACGGUGAUGACGAGUAUAUGGACUUUCGGGAUGAGAACAUGCGGGACCAAAACAUGCUUGGCGAUGACGACGUCGGUGUCACGUCGGAGCAUGGCCCUGGCGACAUCCCCACGGGUUCUGUGGGAGCGGCUGUUGGUCGGCCCUUGUCAUCCCCUGCGAUAUGGCAUUCGCAAGGCGGGAGUCAGGGUGGGCAUGACUCGCAGGAGCAGGGAGGAUCAAAGUCGAGGAAAAGGACAAGAGAAACUUCUCCUUCUGCUUCCACUCACAAGAGACAAGCGAGGACUGACGCUGUUAAUGAGGCUCGUGGAGCUCUGGUGGCAUCCCAAGAGGCGAGACCUCCUCGGAAGAGCAGCCAGGGGGGAAGAUCUGGCGGUCGUGGCGGCGCAAGAAAAGGUAAGCAGAUAGUGAGGGCAGAAGAACUGCGGGACUCAGGGGAUGAGGGCGAGGGAGUGGGCCCUUGCAUGCCCGACGAUGGUGAUGAACCGCUUCAGCACGCUGCGCCCAUCGACACGACGCGUUGUUUCUUCCUCGAGUACGACGAGCAGGGUUUUGCUAAGCAAAAAGUCCUUCCUGUUCUUGUGGACGUCAUGAAAAUCAAACGCAUUCCCCACGAGAAUAUUAUUUUCAACCACCGCUCUUUGUCUGCGAACAUUGUGCGAGGCAUCAUGAAUGCCAUCGAGAGUUCCAUCACCACGGAACCGGGGGCGUGGGAUAGGCCUGACCUCGUGCUUACGCCGGUUGACCGCAACGACAUCGUUGACGGGCAGGGUAGGCGGAUAACACCGACCGAAUUCUUAGAAAGAGACUCCUCGGAGUUCGAUUGGUAUGCUGUCAGUGGUCAGCAUACGGUCGAGGCCAUGAAGACAUUGGUAAAAAAAGGCUCUCCGGCAGUCGACGUCUAUGGCCUUCGCGCGUACUCUAAGGUGCGGGUCGUCUAUUUUGGAGAUGAGCAGACGCGAGGGUAUUUCAAUGUCUCCGCCUUCGACAACACGCGCAAAAAUUGGGCCAUGAUGUUGUCCUUCGAGGAUGCUGUCCGUGAUAUGAGGCAAUGGUGGAUCGAUAACCAUCAAAUCCAGGCCCCGAAAGGCAAGGUCAGCGAUAAGGAUGCGGUCAUCGUUGCGCACCAAAAGAAGUGGCAGAAUUUCUUAAGGGCCUCCAUGGGGAAGGCAUGCGACAAGGCUUUCGUGAAGCAAGCGCUCGAGAAUGAGUACAGUAAGGAUUGGAGCAAUAAACUCCGUGGCUACAUGAACCUCGCCACAUCCACCGAGGCUGUGUGGCCACUGGUCGAGAAGUUCUUCGAGAUGUUCAACGAGGGGAAGUUGCCAGUUGGCGAUGGUAAAAUACCGCUUGACAUGCCGGGUAGGAUGGAGGGGCGCCAGCCAGGUCCGUACACCGACGAGAGGAAGGGGCAAAAAACAUUAUACCAUUGCAUAUACGCGAGAGAUGGUCUCAAAGGCUCCACGGUGUCGUGGAAGGAUCUUUGUCCUUCCUACUUCAAAAAUUUUGGGGAUUUGACGUGCCGCGAGAGGGAAGUUGCACUGCUCCUCCUCAUGAAAGGGAAGGUGGUCGCGACGAACGUUAAGGUCAUGCCUCUGAGAGUGAAUACGGAGUGCCUCCUCGACAUCAUGCGCAAGGAACGGUACAUGGUCCGUAUGUUCAACUACGUUGUUUUUCGCGUCGAGGGAAGGGCGGACGAUGAGUGGAAUGAUGCCUUCUUCAUGUCAUACAAGGACCUUGAAGACAGGUAUGGGCCGAACGGUCUGUGUGCAGCUAAAUGGGAGAAGGAACGGGAUAAGCUGCAUGUCAGCAAAGUGAAGACGGUCCCUCGACGACUUGGAGGGGUGGAGGAGGCAAGGCAAGGAUCAGGCUUGGGCCCUACGGCGGCAAUGUAUAAGGAGGCUCCGUUCCACUUUAAGGUGUUUGUAUACACCUUAAUCGAUAAGCUCGAUUUGCUUCGGGCAGAGGUCAAACGGGUCGCCUCCAGUGCACGUCAUAUCAUGUGGGAUAAACUUAAAAAACAAACAACAUUGCUACCGGUGUGCAUGCCAUUGAAGGAAGCGCUGGCUGCGUCAGACGACAUCGUCGCUGCGGCGCAAAAAAUGACCUGCAGGGCCGUCAUCCUUGACAUCUCCCCCGCUAACUUCUCCACGACCUGGACCUCUCAAGAGUUCGACGCUCUGCACUCUAUGAUGACUAAGUGUUGUGGCGUUAAUUGGGUUCUUCUUGUCUUCACACCGCAGAAAGUGCAAAGUGAUGUUCUUCGUUGUUUAUUCCAGUGGGAGGACAUCGAACUCAUCCUCGGGACCUGGAAACAGGUGGACAGGCCAUCGAAUGACAUCACGAGGUAUGGCAAUAUCGCUACGGCGAGUCGAGACAUGAUGGUCAUUGUCCUGCACGCAGAGGGAGGGGAUCUCAGAAAGGUCACGGUCGCACCCCGCCUUGUCAAUGACCUCACAAACGUGCAUGUUGUGGAGGACAAGUUUGGAAAGUGUCUGGGGAAACACGGUGGCAUAGAGGGCGAUGAAAGUGUGGUGUAUUCCAUCUGGGAGCGAGAGCCUGACAAGUUGCGUUCGUUGUGUGGGUCGUUCGUCGGGGAGGCGGAAGGUGUGCUUUUAUUGGGUAGGGCGCACACGGGUCUUGUGUGGGAAUGCUUACUGGCAGGGAAUAAUGUCAUUGUCUGUGAUGAGUCGGCAAAGGACAUUACAAAGUCCAUCGAUAUACUUGUCAAGGACGACAGAUUCAACUACCACGUCGAGAAACCGCGUUGCAAACAUCGCCCGAACAGGGACAUGUUCCACAAGUUGGGGCCUAAAAGACUGAAGGUGUGGGAGUACCUGUUCUGCGAUAUGCCACAAGGACGGCUUGAUGGGAAAUAUAUAUAUAGGAAAGCAAAGGCAACAGAGACCCUCAAACAUUAUCACGGUGCUCUCACUGGCGCCUUUGAGACUUUUGUUGCUCGAUGCGAGAUCCUCAAGUUCGAUCUUCGCAGAGACCAAUUGACGUCCAAGGACUACGCGGAGCUCGGGAAAUCGGGCGAUGGCUUUAACCCUGUCGACAGCGAGGAAGAUUCUUCGGACUCCGACCUCGAACUGGGGGAGGACACAUGUGCUGAGGUUCCGCGUGGAGGAAUGGUGCAAGCUCAUGAUGACGGAACUGUCCAUUCGCACGAAGGGUCCAUCCCGGUGGCCGCCCCAAGCGUCGCCUCAAUGGUGGCCCCGUCGGAGACUGCUGCAUUGCAAGACAUUGGAAGAUGCGGUGGCAAUGAAGAAGACGACAUUGAGGUACCAGGCGAGGCGUCGACGCUCGCACCAGGCGAUGCAAUUCCUCCAGGCUACUGUGCUGACCCGAACACGAUUUAUUUCUUGGAGGGCAAACACACCCACACAGGCGAGGAUCAAUGGGGCCAUGACAUCAUAUGGCAUGAGGGCGUUUUACAGCCAUGCAUCCAAGAUGGGGAGUGGAAGAUGGCGGUGAAAUACACAAGCGGUUGGAAGACUUUUCACCGGAUGUCAAAGGACAUCUGGUUGAAAACGACGGAGCUCGCGAUCCUGCAUCGCGUGCGCGUCGAGAAUCCAGGGCAGAGCGAGGCCGCCAUCAAAGCCAAGGCCGAAGAAUUGUUUCAUGUCUUGCGCGACAAUCGGCAACUGGAGUACAACAACAAAUUUUAUGCCUUGCGCUCGAGUGGACCAGGAGAAGCGGGAGGAGCACGAGGACGAGCGGGAGAAGGAGCGGGAGAAGGAGCGGGGGAAAGAGCAGGGGAAGCAUCGGGAGAAGGAGAAGCAGCAGGAGGGAGAGCGGGUGAAGGAGAGGGAGGAGGAGAGGCAGGAGCAGCAGGAGAACGAGCGGGAGCGGGGCUAUGGCGGGAUCUUUGUCACGUUGUUUGGCGGAGGAGGAGCGGGAGGGGGAGGAGGAGGAUUGGGAGGAGCAGGAGAAGGAGCGGGAGGAGGAGUGGGAGAAGGAGCGGGGCUAUGGCGCGGGAAGAGGAGUGGGAGAAGGAGGGGGAGGAGGAACGGGGGGGAAAGGAGGAGAAGCAGCGGGAGGAGCAGCAAGAGGGGGAGCGGGAGAAGGAGAGGGAGGAGGAGAGGGAGGAGGAGAAGGAGAAGGAGUGGGAGCAGGUCACAUUGUUUGGUGGAGGAGGAGCGGGAGGAGGAGCGGGAGGAGGAGUGGGAGAAGGAGGGGGAGAAGGAGGGGGAGGGGAGUCGGGAUGGGGUUGCAUCUCACAGUCCCUUACUCCAUACUCUCCUUCUCAUUUUGCACAUUUGAAGGCUGCUCAGUUCAUGCACACAUGAAACUGUUGAAGUGGCCCUGCCUGGGCGCGUGUGUGUGUGUGUGUCACACACACAGACACACACAGAGAGAGAGAGAGAGAGAGAGAGAGAGAGAGAGAGAGAGAGAGAGAGAGAGAGAGAGAGAGAGUUUUCCAGCCAUGCACGCCCGACCAACCGGAUCUUUGUUGGGCCUGCCCAAGUUACUGGAUAUUCAUUGACGGGUACUACUCGCUGUCUGCCCUAGGUUCUACUGUAGUCUGUCCCGUCCCAAUUUCAGUUUUGCCCCUCCCAUGAACACAGAAAACCCAGAACAAGCACACGGUUACUAUAACGCAUAGCCAUCAUCGCACGGGGACUUUAAAAAACACAUGCACGGACACAGCAAACUCACACAGGUCACGAGAAUCUCAGCAAUUCAGUUCGUCAAGCAGAUAUCUCAGACUGAUUCUCUGCGGGUCAUUGCAGAAGAUACAAACGUCCCCUGUGCUGUGACACUGGAGGGAGGUCGUUGCGCCAUAAACGGCGGACAGAGCUACAUGCACAUACUCUCAACAUACACUCCUCAAAAACAACAAGAUGCGGAUGCCCAUUUGGAACCGUCGGGCAGGGAAGUUUUCACGCAAAAACAUGGCAAACAAUCGAUGUGGCAAAGCAGUGAAAAAGAAAAGAAAAUGAAAAGCUAACUUCUGG
Messenger RNA from Chara braunii, 5525 nucleotides. The record is from the annotation of a GenBank genome assembly. Lineage: Eukaryota; Viridiplantae; Streptophyta; Charophyceae; Charales; Characeae.